Molecule: messenger RNA, 744 nt
Organism: Laccaria bicolor S238N-H82
Lineage: Eukaryota; Fungi; Basidiomycota; Agaricomycetes; Agaricales; Hydnangiaceae
Exons: 1
Coding region: 1-744 (247 amino acids)
Source: RefSeq, a predicted model, not a curated record
AUGGGCGAUGCAUAUAGUGAUAACACCAUGAAUGUCCUACACGGCGGGAUCCAAAUGCUAUAUCCUUCAAUUGACUCGGAUAUGGAUCCUGAAGGCCGGUUUUUCAUAACACACGGCCACGACACUGAUGAGUAUGUCAUCUAUGAUGAGGAGUUUAGCGAUAGCAACCCACUUCGAAUUGAUAAAUCAAUUUUGACGAACACUCACUUCGAUUUAGCCAAAUGGUACCACACUAGACAUUACCCAAAAAUCCCACUCAACAUGGAUGACAUCGACCUAGAUACAUCCCUAUUUGAGAACCUGAAUAAAAAUGAUGAGCUUUGGCUUGACCACUCUGAUGAGUCAGACUCGGAAGAUGGUUUGCCCGACUUACAGUCUGUUUUUGAUUUGGACUGGGAUGAUGAAAACGAGUCCCUCCCCAACCAUCGUAGUGACUCAGAUUCAGAUGACGGCUUGCCUGAUUUACAGUCCGUUUCUGAUUCAAAUUGGGAUAACGAAAAUGAAUCACUCCCCAGCCUAGAAUCCUUGAAUUCAUCACUCCCCAGCCUAGAAUCCUUGAAUUCAUCAGUCACAGACAUGGAAUCAGAUUGGGACGAGCGUAUCUAUACUCCCAUGGACGAUGUGCUGGGAGAGGCAAUCGAACAGAUCCUGGAAGCCUCAGCACCGUACCCAGGGGAUGCAAACAUUUUGCAAAACCCUAAUAACUGCUUCGACGCUGAGCGCGUAGAGGAUGGGCGGUAUUGA